AAAAGUGAAAUAAUGCUUAAAGUUAACAUUAUAUAAAUUGAUUUUUUCAUAAUUUAAAAUGAAGACUACUCUAAUGGGUUAUUUUUAGUAAUUUUUAUAAUCCUUAAUAAUAUACUUAAUACAAAGUUCAGUCAUGAAACUCUAACCGAGCGCUGAUUGGUUCUUUCUACGCCAUGGCAUCAGCCAAUCGGGAGUAAUUCCAUAUCCACGUAACCAUAUAUAUCGUACCCUAGCCUGCGAUCGACAAGCUGCGCAAUGUGAAGCGCUGUUAUCCCUCCUCCUCCCCAGCGCCACCUGUAGAGAUCUGCUAUGGGGGUUCUACCAUUCUUGCAGCAGCCUCUUCCUUGUUGUUUUAUUUGACUAAGCUGAACAAUUUGUAUUUGCUCAGCAGCAACAGCAGCAGCAGCAGUAACUGCAGCAGCAGUAGCAGCAGCAACAGCAGCAGCGUAGCAGAUCUCGUACGCCAAAAUCAAGCCAUGUAUACUUCAUACCCCAUGCCAAUAAAUGCUGGUUGAAUUUAAUUCACUCCGAGAGUUGUCAUGAUUGAAAUAUUAAUAAAAACUUUUAAACACUAAAACAGCACUUGAUGCUAUUUAGAGAUUGUUUAUGGGCAAAGGCUCUAACAGGUUAGAAAACUGUGGCUAAACAUAUGGUGAGAUGUUGGCCCACAUGUGCUCAGUCGCCAUAUCUAGGCCAGGUGUGAUGUCAUCUGCCACAUUUGGCCCAAAAAUUUGUGCUAUUUGGGACAUCAUCCGUUAUUUUCGGUAACUGGUUUUCUGUUGUUGACAGUUUUUGCACGAUAUAAAACUUCACACAGCCUACUUAUAGGUGUUUCAGUCAUGUGCACGAGAGUCACGAUGAAGAUCUUCGUUCCGCUUUGUGUUCUUUAUUGGAUUUUGCCUUCAAUUCAAGCAGAGAGACACUCACUGUAUUACAUUUACACGGCCUUGUCUAAACCUGUGGAUCUGCCGGGCAUCUAUAAAUUCAGUGCUAUGGGUCUGCUGGACGGCACACAGAUCGACUAUUACAAUAGUGAAGAAAAGAAAAAGAUUCCCAAAAAGUCCUGGAUGAAAGAGAAAAUGCAGGAGGAUUACUGGGAAAAAGGCACUCAGUCCAGAAAGAGUAAAGAAUGGUGGUUUAAUAUCAAUGUCCACAUUCUGAUGUACCGCAUGAGACACUAUGAUUCAGAUCCUCAUGUUCUUCAGUGGAUAACUGGUUGUGAAGUUGAGCAGCAGGGAGAUGAAGUGAAGUUUUCCGGUGGCUUUUAUCAGUUCAGUUAUGAUGGAGAGGACUUCUUGUUUUUUGAUGUUAAAUCAUCUCGUUGGAUUGCCGCAUUUUCUAUAGCUGUACUAACCAAGAUAAAAUGGGACAAUAUUCCCACCCUAAACCAAUACAUAAAGCGCUACCUGGAGAAAGAGUGUGUGGACUGGCUCAACAAAUACAGAGAAUAUGGAGACGAGAAGCUCAGAAACGGCUCUCCUCCAGAUGUUCAUGUGUUUGCAGAAAGGUCUACCUGGGACAAAACCAUGCUGAAACUCACUUGUAUGGCCACUGGCUUCUACCCCAAAGACGUGAUGAUGACUAUUAGGAAAAAUCAUGAACCUCUGCCUGGAGAUGAAAUUGAUUACACAGAAAUCAGACCAAACCAGGAUGAAACCUUCCAGCUGAGCAAGAGUGUGGAGAUCAAAGAGGAGGAAAAGGAUGAAUAUGAUUGUUUUGUGACCCACAAGAGCAUCAAAGAGCCAAUUAUCGCCAAAUGUGAUGGUAAAUGCCCACCAAAUGCUGUUGCAGGGAUAAUUGGAGCAGUGAUUGGAGGUGUGCUUAUAGCACUUUCUUGCUUAUUCUUAACAAUCUACAUCUUAAAGAAGAGAACGAUUAAUGGACGAGAGUCACGAGACACUGCGGGUGCAUCAGACACCAGUGAAACUCACUGUUAUUGGGACAAUGUUAACCAAGAGUACGAGGACUCGAGAAACAGACUGUCAGCUGUGUCUACAGAAGCACUGAUACAACCAGACGACCUCUGAUACAAAGACAGAGGAAGAUUCGUGAAGAAGAUUGAGGAUGUCAACACUGAUACUCCAGACUAUUUCUACCAUUUCUUUUUAACGUCAACGAAUGAAAUGUCGACAUGAUCUAAUCCAUCUAUGUUUUAAACAUCGAUCUGAAUCUCAUCCAGCUGUAGUCUUUAAAAAAACAUUUAUCAGCUUCUUGUUUAAAAGCAGACACUCUGUUCUUUAUUUUUCAUAAAUUGUAUAAGUAUAUAUUGAUGUUCAUACAGUUUUGUGGAAAAUUAUCAAUAAUGCUGGAGCUGACUUUAACUGGCUGAGCAAGAGUUACUAUAAUGGUUUGCGUUGUACUGCUUUCACCUUUAUAAGACAAUAAAAUACAAAAAAUAGGCUAUAUUUUGUACCAAUUCUGGGUUUUCAAAUGAUGGUGCGGCUCAUUAGCACAUCUCAAAUAUUCCUUUCAUAGGCAAGAGAUCAAUGAAAAAGUUGUGUUCAUUUAGGUGAACAAUAUAAGAUCAAAUGGACACUUUGACAGUUUUCUAUCUGGUUUCCGACCGUAUCACAACACAGAGACAGUCACAACGCUCAUUAAGAUAAAUGAUAUUCGCUUAAAGGCAAAUUAUCAGUACUGGUGCUGCUUUUGACACUGCAGAUAAAAGAAUACUAGGCCUAUAUUAAAUCCAACAUGAAUUAAAACCAAUAUUAACUAAACCCAACGUCUAAAUAUAGCUAUAUUUUAAGGAAGAG
Molecule: messenger RNA, 2756 nt
Organism: Megalobrama amblycephala (Wuchang bream)
Lineage: Eukaryota; Metazoa; Chordata; Actinopteri; Cypriniformes; Xenocyprididae
Product: H-2 class I histocompatibility antigen, Q10 alpha chain-like
Exons: 7
Coding region: 840-2027 (395 amino acids)
Biological process (GO): immune response
Cellular component (GO): external side of plasma membrane
Source: RefSeq, a predicted model, not a curated record